GACAAAUAUCAACGAACCUUAGCUGAUCGUGAAAAUCUCAGAAAUCGUUUGGAGAAACAGAUUGUUGAAGCUAAACAGUUUGGUAUUCAAGGAUUCUGUAAAGAUCUUCUGGAGGUAACCGAUGUGUUUCAUAAAGCAAUUGAGAGUGUUCCGGCUGAGAAAAUAAACAAGGAAAAUUCUGAUUUUAAGAAUCUGUAUGAUGGUUUAGUAAUGACAGAAAACCAGCUAUUAACUGUUUUUCGACGGCAUGGUUUGAUGCAGAUUACACCACAAAUUGGAGAUAAAUUUGAUCCCUCUGUACAGGAGGCUAUGUUUGAACUUUCACUGCCUGAUAAAGAACCAGGUACUGUGGCACACAUCAUUCGAAGUGGAUGGUCGCUUCAUUCCCGAUGUAUUCGUUCAGCUCAGGUUGGGGUAGUUCAAGAAUAGUGUCUGGGUAUUAAAUUGGAUUAUAAGGGUGAUGUAAAGAAUUUUAAAUGUAGAUGUAAAACAUUUGUGAAGGGCAUUUCCUUUUAGGAAAAUCAAUGUGGAUUAAAUAAUUGUAACUAUUAGACAUGACUAUACAGGAAUAUAUACAAUACAGUUGCUCUUAAAUAUUUGCUGAGUUUCUUAUUUUGAGGUUUUUUCAUUAUCCAACAUUUUUAAUGAUGGGUAACAUGCAAACAGAUCAGAUUAUAAUCUGGUGUUCCUAGAGGUACGUCUUGAUUAUCAGAUUUGGUUCACAACCCCUAAAUUGAAAGCUAACAGGCUUUCAUUCAAAUUGUGCUCAAUGACAUUCCCAUGACCAAAUAUCUCAUUCGGUCAUUCUUUCUGAUGAAUGUCAGUAUUAGCCAAAAUAAUGAUUUAUUACACUGAUAUCUAAAACAAAAUCAAUCCAGAUCUAAAACAAAAUUUAUUCCGAUGUGAAUAUGUAUUCGUGAGAUCUCUAGGAACAAGGAGCUUAACAUACCUCCAUUCCCACCCUGAAUUUGUAGGGAUGAUGUACAUUUUAUGAUUGUAAUGUAUGUGCUAAAAUGUUUUAAAAUAUUUUGGUAGCUUGUUCCAUCUUAAAAACUGGUUACUAAUACCCAUUAAUUUAAUAAUUAUUAUAAUCAAGAUUGGUUGCAAUCAUUUUGUUGGAUAAUACCUACUGAUUGAAUGAUUACUAUAGUCUAAGACUUUGUUGAUUGUUAAUUAAAGAAAGAAGAAGCACUGAUGUAAGAACUUGUUACCUUCAUUGAUUGAGCCAAGCAGAAAUAUAGCAGUUAUAAUAAAGGUCUUUAUAGUAAA
Messenger RNA from Cherax quadricarinatus, 1269 nucleotides. Lineage: Eukaryota; Metazoa; Arthropoda; Malacostraca; Decapoda; Parastacidae. The record is from RefSeq and is a predicted model, not a curated record.